AUGAGCAUUCAAUUGGGCGAUCAAUUUAUUGUGCAUCUUAGUGAUAUUGCAGAGGACUUGAUAGUAGUAGUAGGGUCAUUCUCAUAUCUUGUUGAUUUUGUUAUUCUUGAUAUUAAUGAGGAUGUGGAUGUGCCUUUAAUUCUGGGUAGACAUUUUCUCGCCACUGCUAAGGCUCUUAUUGAUGUUAAUGAUGGUAAAGUGAUUUUGAGGGCUGGGGUGAACAAAUAUGUUUCUGAUAACAUGAAACACCCCCAGCUCCAUGAUGAUUUAGAUUACUACGAUGUGGUUGCCGAUUUUGAGACCGCACUCGCCAUCACGAGUGUGGGUACUAGUGAUUUCCUCGAGCGUUGUCUUUUGCUAGGGGAGCAAGCAUCACACAAGAUGCAGUUGGAGGAGCAGCUAGCAGAGCUAAAGGGUGAUGCGAUCGAGGGGAAAAAUUAG
Linum trigynum is the source of this 441-nucleotide messenger RNA. The record is from the annotation of a GenBank genome assembly. NCBI's taxonomy places the organism in Eukaryota, Viridiplantae, Streptophyta, Magnoliopsida, Malpighiales, Linaceae.